Messenger RNA from Cherax quadricarinatus, 587 nucleotides. The record is from RefSeq and is a predicted model, not a curated record. Lineage: Eukaryota; Metazoa; Arthropoda; Malacostraca; Decapoda; Parastacidae.
UUCAAGUCGUCAACCUCUCAACUCCUGCAGUCAUGUAUUUCCUGCCAGUGACGGUGGUGUUGUCCGUGAUGGCUGCUGUUCAUGGUGGACUAAUUGGGGGUCUCGGUGGCUAUGGUGGACACGGUGGAUAUGGCGGUCUAGGUGGUCUUGGCGGUCUAGGUGGUCUUGGCGGAAUUGGAGGACUUGGAGGUCUUGGCGGACUUGGUGGCAUUGGCGGCCUUGGAGGAUAUGGAGGCUAUGGCGGCUCUAACGGAUUUGGUGGCUUUGGCGGCCAUGGUGGAGGAUUUAAUGGAGGAUACAGCAGCCAAGGAGGACACACGUUUGUGCUGAGCAAGAGUCACGGGAGUCAUGGAGCGUUUGGCCAGGGUGGACAACACGGAUUUGGCAAAGGUGGUGGAUUCAACGAAUUUGGCAAAGGUGGUGGAUUCGGCGGCGUUGGUGGUUUGGGCUACGGGAAGUAGUACGUCUGGCCUCAUUAUGUUCUGACCAGGUCCGGCACCGUCCCCCUCAGCCCUCUUAACGACUAAUACUGGAAUAAACUAACUAAACACUAACUCUUCCUUUUUAUUGUCAUUUUUUUGUAAUUA